AUGGUGCGACUUUCCAGGUCUAUAUUUAAAAUUCUGAUCCUCACUUAUAAUAUUGUUAUGACAAGGAUACAAUUCUCGCGAAGUGAAGAUGUUUGUAAAGGAGCUGAAGAAACUUUGAAAAAAUUUGGGGUUACGAUAAAUAAUGCAAAACAUGGGGAUGCUAUACUAAUAAGUAUAAAAAAUUAUUACUGCCCUGCAUGUUCCAGAUAUAUGGACAUUUGGGAAAAUUUGGAAAAGGAAAUUUCAAAUUAUGAAAAGCAUGUUAGUAUGUUUGCUUUCGAUUGUUCAUGUCACUUAUUUGUAUCAUACUGCAGAUUUUUUAAUGUUCGUUAUUUUCCUACCUUUCGGUUAUUAUAUCCAGUAUAUGAUUAUAUGGAGAAAAAUAAAUUUGAGUACAAGUAUAUAACACCAAAAACACAAAUAGCAAAUACAAUUUAUGAAAAUGAUUUGUUACUAGCAUAUACAGAAGUUGAUAGAGUAAAUAACGUGGAACAAUUUCAAAGAAUGAUACAAACUUAUUUAUGUAAAAAUGUUAAUUUUAACCAUAUUGAUUUGAAGUCUUGUUAUGUAGACUUACCUACAGUAGAAUAUAAUCCUGAAUAUAAUAUUUUUAUAUAUACUAUUAAUCCUUCCAUGGAUGAAGGAGGAAUCGUUGCUAGAUCUAACCAAUAUGCAGUUCAGAGAUGGGCACAAAACAAUAUUAGUAACGAUGACAUAAAGCAUGAUAUUAUAAAGGGAAUAUUGUUUACUUUAAAGAAGCACAUAUCUUUAGGGUUAGAUGUUGAUAGGUCAACUGUUGAACCUUUUCUUGUUAUUAUUCAGAUUGUUUCAGAUAUGUACCCAGAACUAUCCGAAUGGUCAGAGAGAAUUUAUCAAAAGGUCAAUUCGCAGGUCUAUCCCUUAACAUAUCAACAGUGGUCAAGCAUUGUAAACACUGCUAACGAUGACUGUGCUAGCGAGACUAAUCCCAGUGUUAGAGCUCUCCUCGUGAGAGAUAAGAAUGAUCUGGAAAAUGGAAACCCGCAUGAAGAGCCACAAGAACAAGAACAACCACCAAGGGAACAUACUAACGAAUGCAAACCGUGGGAGAAUCCCCAAUUCAAAGUGUGCGAAGAGAACUCCAUUCUGUGCUCCUAUUGGUUACUAUAUCACAAGAUAUCAGUGCACUGCCUUGUUCAUGACAAAGAAAGAUAUAAUUUUUACCUGAAGGCCAUAACGAAUUACACGAAAAAUUACUUAAACUGCGAAAAUUGCAUCGAACAUUUUGUAAAUGCACAAAAAUCAUGUUACUAUGGCUUUUGCAACAUCCAUUCAGCAGAAUCGUUUGUUAUUUUUCUAUGGAGAAUACACAAUUCUGUUACCCUGAGGUCCAUGUAUGAAUCGAUAGUUCAGGAAGCUCAAAUUCAAGAAGUUCAAUCUGGAAAGGAAGCAGAUAAUAAAGUAGAAAUCGAAAUGAAAAAAAAAUUCCUUAAUAAAGAUAUUGUCUUCCCACCUGAGGCAAAUUGUAAAAAUUGCAGAAUGGGUGGUAUUGGUUUUACAAAAAUUACAUCACCUAUUAUUAACAAUAUGAUAAAAGAAAAAUUUAUUAGCGAUCGAGUUUUUGAUGCAAUUGAUGGGUUUAGUGUUAAAAAUGUUUUGAAUUAUCUGAUUAGGAUGUAUUCCUAG
Messenger RNA from Plasmodium gonderi, 1665 nucleotides. RefSeq lists its product as hypothetical. Gene Ontology annotation, molecular function: flavin-dependent sulfhydryl oxidase activity; protein disulfide isomerase activity. Bases 1 to 1665 code for a protein of 554 amino acids. The record is from RefSeq and is a predicted model, not a curated record. Gene Ontology annotation, cellular component: Golgi membrane. NCBI's taxonomy places the organism in Eukaryota, Apicomplexa, Aconoidasida, Haemosporida, Plasmodiidae. The transcript has a single exon. Gene Ontology annotation, biological process: protein folding.